GCCGUCGCCAGGAGGGCUGCCAUGAUGGGUCCAGGCUGGACCGACGAGCUUGCACACCUCGUGCACCCGUCUCCAGAGGGGCCGAAGUGGCAGGCAAAGAAGCCUGGCUACCGCGGAAGGCCACUGAUACGCUUGCUGCUAGACGGGGAGGACUUGGUGCAUUCCUACGCCAAGGCGCUUUUCGAGCGCACUGGGGAGUGGACAGGUCCUCUGAGCACCGGCCUGGAGAAAGCGCUCACCUUCGGAGGCUGGCUGGGUGGGGCCCCAGAUGAUCCAGAGGCUCCAGAGAUCAUGACCUUCGUGGGGAUGCCCGCAGAUUUGAUCGAAUCCACGAACCCGAACACUGUCAUCGACGGCUACCCAGAGGACCUGCGCGAGAGAACGGGCCGCGUGCUGACAGGAGAGGAGAUGGACGGCUAUCACGUCAACGAGUGGGUCCGGUCACUGCAGGAUCAGGAUCGACUUAUCACGUGGACCCGUCCUUCCACGAUUCGCGGCGCGCCCCGGCCUAACAACCUGAUGAAGCAGAAGAGUUACAGAGACGGCGAGCCCAUCUACAUGCGCAAUCUGAAGGACAUCCACGUCUUGCUGUCGCAGGUGAUGGGCGCGGGUACUACGUUACGGGUGGGCGAACAGGUGGAAGCUCUGAAGCAGACUCGCCUCACGAACGGCCAGUGGCUCCCAGCAAAGUGGACGCCUGCAGUAGUCGUAUCCGCGAACUACGACGGAACGUACGACUUGAAGUUCGAUAUGAAGAGGAACGAGCCGUACCAUGUUUCUCGGAAAAAGAACCUCAAAAGCCUCCCGUGCAUUUCGCAGAAGAAGGACUGGUUCUAUAAGACGUACGGAGCGGACGACAUGCCCGCGUCCUACCGGCUUUACCAGGAGAUGGACUUUGCGAUGGCG
This is a messenger RNA of Prorocentrum cordatum, 906 nucleotides long. The record is from the annotation of a GenBank genome assembly. Lineage: Eukaryota; Dinophyceae; Prorocentrales; Prorocentraceae.